This is a messenger RNA of Moneuplotes crassus, 951 nucleotides long. Lineage: Eukaryota; Ciliophora; Spirotrichea; Euplotida; Euplotidae. The record is from the annotation of a GenBank genome assembly.
AUGAUUCAGUCAAUAUUUGUUCACAACCAAAGCAAUGCAGUGUCUCUCUUCAACAAUGAUAUCCCUUUCUUCUUCAGCACUGGGAGUUCAGAGAUCAAUGUGGAUAACAGCCUCUUCAAUAUGGAUGUAAUGCAUGUCCCAGUAAUGGGAGGUUGGAAGCAGAUCUCAGUUUCCAACUCAGAAGUUCCUCAAGAAAUGGAACCCAAAAGAACUUCAUGCUUGGCCAAGUCUCCGAGCACCAGGAAGACUGCACUGUGUGAUAGAGACGAUGUUAUUAAUAAAUCGUUAUUAAGACUUAUUCGGAAGUUCUUCUCCAGCAAUUACAAAGAAGAGUACUCUUAUAUAAGAUUCAUUAACAAGGAUAAGAGGAAUCUGUACUAUUAUUGUACAUCUUUCCUCUUCGUUUACAAGCUCCUCAAGAACAUCCAAGGAUGCUGAGCCGAGAGGCAGAUCAAGGACUGACUACGAAGAAUGAAGGCUCACGGCUACCAAUAUUUUAAUAAUGAGUUUUUAAGAAAAUCUGGUAUUGAAGUUGAUGAAGAGACUAGAGAGAUGAUCAGAAUUUUGUGAUACCUCAUCAACCAUAAGUCAAUGGCCAGAGCUGAGAAAAUCCUAGGAGUGACCAUUAAUCCAGAAGUUUAUGAAUUUACCCAUCUUUUUAAGAAUUCCUGAUCAGCUUACACACAUAACUUAUUUAAUGAGCUGUGAAACAACGAUUACUUCAUAAGAAUUUUCAGAUUUUUCUAUACCAGCUUCCAGACCUACAAGUGUGAUAAGGAAGACACCAGCUUAGCGGAUAGAAUAAUUAAAAGGAGAGAAAAAGCAAGAAUCUGUACUGAUGAAAAUAUCUUCGUGAAUAACUUGAAGAAAUUCAAACCUGCCAAGGCCAAUCUUUCCAAAUAUUUGACGAAGAUCAACUCUCUCGCUCAAGUUUUUGGGCACCAUAACUAA